Mandrillus leucophaeus (drill) is the source of this 776-nucleotide messenger RNA. RefSeq names its product small integral membrane protein 5 (gene SMIM5). NCBI's taxonomy places the organism in Eukaryota, Metazoa, Chordata, Mammalia, Primates, Cercopithecidae. The coding region runs from base 37 to 270 and encodes 77 amino acids. The record is from RefSeq and is a predicted model, not a curated record. The transcript has 2 exons.
AGCCCGGCAGGAGCCCCGACAGGAAGCCAGCGCAGCAUGGCCGCCACCGACUUCGUGCAGGAGAUGCGUGCUGUGGGUGAGAGGCUGCUGCUCAAGCUGCAGAGACUGCCCCAGGCUGAGCCCGUGGAGAUCGUGGCCUUCUCAGUCAUCAUCCUUUUCACAGCCACUGUUUUGCUGUUGCUGCUGAUAGCCUGCAGCUGCUGCUGCACUCACUGCUGCUGCCCUGAGCAGAGAGGCAGGAAGGUCCAGGUGCAGCCGACACCACCGUGACAGACAGGGGAUGGCUGAGGAGAAGCUGGAGAGGAGAUGACCAACGCUAUGACACAGGCCAUCAGCCUGGCCCUGCAGCCCUCACCCCUCAAAACCAGGCUCCCCUGGCCCCAGCUUUGGCCCGGCCCAGGUACCUGGACACUGACAACUUGAGCCCUACCAAGGAAACCAGGGCUGGUAUAGGUGCAAACCUCUCAUCUGCCAGUGGACACUGGGUGCUGGGGAGUCAGCUGUUUCAAAGACUGGGUCAACUGCCUGGGCUUCUUCGCCUACCUGCACUUUUUAACAAAACAAGGAAGUAGGGGUACCCAUACCUUGAUGGAGAACAGCCCCCACCUGUGGGCAAUUGGCCCUUGGGGCUCUGCUGAUCCAUGCCAAAGAGGAGCAAGGCAAUCAGAGGGGCUUUGUGCAAUAGCUUCUGCACCCGAGCUCCUGCCACAGCGUAAGCAUGUCAGUAUUCUAGUCCAGUAUUUGCCGGUUUCCAAGUAAAAGCUUUUGUGUUAUGU